AUGAAGGUUUACGCACUCUCAGAUCUUCGAUUUAUUUCCCCAUCUACUCUCAGAUCGUGGCUAGCACGUAAAUCUGAUCCAAAUCACGGAAGAUUAGCUAUCGUGGAUGUGCGGGAUUCGGACUAUUUUGGUGGACACAUCAAGGGAUGCUAUCACUAUCCCGCGGGAAACUUCCACGAGACAUUGCCUGAGCUCAGACAGAAACUUGUCGAUGACAAAGUCCAGGAUGUAGUAUUCCAUUGUGCCUUGUCACAGGUCAGAGGACCCAAAUCGGCACUCCGUUUCCUUCGCAGUAUUGAGGAGCUUGGAGCCGAAGAAAAGAAAAAGUUCGACGGCAUGAACGUGUGUGUGUUGAAGGGAGGAUUCACGAGCUGGCAACAAGAAUACGGAACAGACAAGGAAGUGACUGAAGAUUACGUCAAAGACUUAUGGGAGUAG
Molecule: messenger RNA, 438 nt
Organism: Australozyma saopauloensis
Lineage: Eukaryota; Fungi; Ascomycota; Pichiomycetes; Serinales; Metschnikowiaceae
Product: phosphatase
Exons: 1
Coding region: 1-438 (145 amino acids)
Cellular component (GO): cytoplasm; nucleus
Molecular function (GO): protein tyrosine phosphatase activity
Source: RefSeq, a predicted model, not a curated record